AUGGAUGAAGACAGGAGUGUACCCAAGCGGCCGUGGGAUACGUGCCGAGAGGUCCCCAUCAUCGACGAUGAACAGACGCCAUGGAAGAUGAUCAAACUCCUGAGGACCGUCGCUCUCGCUGUGGUCGCUGUCAUUGUGUUUGGCUUGGCUCUGUGCAGCAAGACGUCUUUCCUCCUCCUCAUCACCUUAUCCAAUGAAGACACCGUAACGUUGUCAGCUGAUCAUAAACCCGUGGCUCUGCUGUGUAUCGGCUGCGCUCUCAUCACCUCCAGCGUGCUGCUCUUAAGUAAAAGCCUGUGGAAGGCUUGUUACAAAACCUCCAAGAUGUGUGAAAACGUCCUUAAAUGUAUCAUCAAUAUUCUGCUUCUGCUUCUCCUUCAGGUUCUGUUCUUUGAGUUCCUGGUGGCUCUCGGUGCCGCCAUCCUCACCAUCGUGGCGAUGCCCCACUUGGACAUUGUGACCAACGUGACGAUCCUGAACGGCGUGGCCGUCCUCUCGGCGCUCCUACAAGUCAUCACUCAGUGCUCCGCCCAAGAACGGAACCGCUUCCUGCUGCCCUCCAUCACCGCCUUCCUCCUCAUUCUGCUCGGCUACAUCCUGUUCCUCUUCUUGUACAUCAUGAAGGAUCCCACUGAUGUCAAGAUGAUGACCUGGGCCGGUCUGGCUGUCGGCGCCUCCUUCUUGGUCUCCUUCAACUGGUGGGAGAACUAUUUGAGGCUCAUCAGCAAGAGCAGCAGGUCCGUGGUCCUCAAAGAGCUCGUCAAGGACGCAAAGAAGUGCCAAAACAUGCUGAACAUCCUCUCCAGCCUGCUCAGGAUCAUCGUGACCGCCUGUGUGCUCGGAGCCUACGUCCCUCUGGCCAAGAUGGACUGGGACGUCGUGACCUCCAUCCCGAGACGCGAGACAAAAAUUAUCGGCAUCAUCAUCGGGGUCCAGCUGAUUUCCUCUGCGCUCUGCCACUGGUUUUCAUUGGCGGCCUGCAAGAUGCACGCCCUGCGCCGCUGCUUCAUCCUGCCUCUGUACAUGGCUUCUCUGGCCGUCAUGGUGCUGUUCAUCGUCCCCGUUAUCGUUUACUAUCAAGACUACAGAAUCAGUUUCAACGGCACCACCAACUUCUCAAGCUACUGCAGUGUCGUUGUGGAUGUAAGAAACCAAACCCAGACCGGCAGCGUGUUCCCAAAUCUGGUAUAUGAUGUCACACACACUCUGUGCUUCCUGGACAUGUCCAAGAUAACGGACAUUGGCAUUCUGACAGGCUCAGCAGUGUCCUGGUGGCUGGGCCUCGUGUUGGCCACGCUCCACCUCUGGUACCUCAGCCUGUACCGCAUCCAGAGGACCCAGGACCUGUUCAUCAGAAGGCUGUAUGAGGGAGGAUUUUUGGAGCAGUCGCUGCUUCUAAACACCCGAUUUGACGUCCUGACAACUAAGAAGCGGAAGUUACUGGACAAGUACAGGCCGAAGGUGGAUGAAGACACAAACGAUGUGAACUUCGAAGCCCAUAUCUACUUCGACGACGCCUUUAAAAAUGUUCCCGGAAGUCGGGGGCGCCACGUCAACGAAUAUGCGGAAAUGCUGGUGAACAUUCUCAGAGAAGUUUACGGUAUCUUCAUAAACAUGGGGGAAAACCUCUUCACAAAGACGCAGCAAAUCCCCGAUCAGAACAUCGUGACGACGCCGUACGGAGGGCGUCUGUUGAUCACCAUGCCUCAUGGAAACACCAUGACGGUUCACUUCAAGGACAAGACACUCAUCCGGCACAAGAAGAGAUGGUCUCAGGUCAUGUACUUGUACUAUCUCCUGGGCUGGAAACUUGGGACCAAGUAUAUGAAAAGAUGGGGCAAAGGAGAGCGCGAGGAAGAGCUGAAGAAAGAGUACGAGGUAAGACGAGAGAAGGCGCACACAUCAACCGGUGCACAUGUUCAUAAUGUUUAUCUGUUUGACAUUUGGCUCCUUUUCACACACAAACGAUGUCUGCUCCUCCAGAACGAGAAGCACCACACCUACCUCCUGGCGUUAGACGGGGACACAGACUUCCAGCCGGCUGCUGUGAUGCUGCUCGUCGAUCGUUUGAAACUCUACCCGCGUGUCGGAGCAGCGUGUGGCAGGAUUCACCCCACCGGAUCAGGUCCGAUGGUUUGGUACCAGAAGUUUGAAUACGCAGUAGGCCACUGGCUGCAGAAGACAGCAGAGCACGUGUUUGGCUGCGUGCUGUGCAGCCCGGGCUGCUUCAGCCUGUUCAGAGCGUCGGCGCUGAUGGACGACAACGUGAUGAAGAGAUACACCAUCAAGUCCUCGCAGGCUAGCCACCACAUCCAGUUCGACCAAGGUGAGGAUCGGUGGCUGUGCACUCUGCUGCUGAAGCAGGGAUGGAGAGUGGAGUACAACGCCGCCUCUGACGCCUACACCAACGCCCCCGAGGAGUUCAAAGAGUUUUACAACCAGCGUCGGAGAUGGGGACCGUCCACCAUGGCCAACAUCGUGGACUUGCUGGGCUCUGCCACUCUGAUUUCCAAAAGGAACCCGUCCAUGUCCAAGCCUUACAUGUUGUACCAGCUGGUGAACUUGGCUUCGUCCAUACUGUCGCCUUCCACCGUCAUCCUCAUGAUUGCAGGUAGUUUGACGAUGCUGCUCGACAUCCACCCCAACAUUUCUCUGUUCCUGGCCUUAGUUCCUCCGGUGAUCUUCCUUGGCAUCAGCUUCAAGAUCAAGGCAGACACUCAGAUUGUAAUUGCAUCAAUCAUGAGUGUCGUGUACGCCUUCGUCAUGAUGAUAGCAGCAAUUAUCAUCAUAGGCACCAUGAUCAGGGAUCAAACCAUCCUGACGCCCAGCAGCCUCUUCAUCAUCUUCCUUGCCGUUUUUUACCUCAUUACCGCAAUCCUGCACCCUCAGGAGAUUGGCCUGGUGGUCUAUGGCUUGCUUUACAUCAUCUGCAUCCCCAGCGCCUACCUGCUGCUGUCUAUCUACUCCAUGGUCAACAUGAACAACGUGUCCUGGGGGACCAGAGAGACGGCGGCACCUGCAUCCAUGACAGCCGCCACUCCGCAAACCACAUCCCAAAAAGCCAAAAGUGCCUUCACACGGUUCUUCUCGAGGGCCAAAUGCUGCAGGAAACUCUGCUGGAGAGACGGAUCAGAGGAGCUCAUCCCACAGGAGGUCCAGACCACGGAGGCAGCAGAGUCUGAACCUGGACCCCAAAACACUAUUGUGGAGGAUCAGAUGGAGCCUCAGCAGCAGAGACAAGAUGAGCAAGCUUUCCUCUGCCCCAAUCAAAGUUGGGUGGAGCAACUUCAGAGUUUGUCUGACGACAUGCACCUGCAGGAGGAUUCACUGGACGAGGAGGAGCAGAUCUUCUUCAGAGAGCUGACCGCCAAAUACCUGGAGCCUCUUCCUGUGGACAAGAAGAAACAGCAAGAAAUGACUGAAGAACUGAAGAGCUUGAGAAACAAGAUUACCUUCGUCUUCUUCAUCUGCAACGCCUUCUGGCUCAUCGCCACCUUCACCCUGCAGCUCUUGGACAACGACGUCUUCAUCAGGGCGCCAAAGCUCGACCUCAACCUGGAGUUCACCGGAGAGUACCUCUACAUCGACCCAGUGGGCUUCAUGUUCAUCCUGUCCUUCGCUUUGCUGGUUAUCAUCCAGUUCGUGGCCAUGCUGUACCACAGAGUUUACACCCUGAUCCAUUAUGUGGCCUUCUUGGAUACAGAGGCCGUGUCUGAAAAAGAAAAAGAACAACAGCUGCUCAAACAGUCCCCGCAGGUCAAUAAUGAUGAAGGAAACAACCGCAAUGAAAACAAUGACAGCGGGGACAGCGAUGACAGCGGGGACAGCGACGACGAGGAUGACGUCAUAUUCGAGAGCGGCCUCCGUCAAAGCAGCGGUGGAGGAACUAUGGUGUAAACAACUAUGAACACAAACAAAACCUGUUUUAGCACUUUGAAGCAAUCACGUACUGUAUGAAGGACUAAAAGCCAUUUAACUCAAUGUUAUUUAAAUUAUUUUAGUGAAGUUUAUUAUAUUUAUAAACCCUUUUAAGGACGCAGUUUGUGCAUUGGUUUGAGUCAUAGAUUUACACAUAAUCUACCAAAAUGUAUUGAAAUUUUAAAUAUAAUUUAAUUGUGUGUCUGCACUGUCAGAGCAUAUUGGCUUCUCACUUUUAAAGGCCAGUUU
Messenger RNA from Centropristis striata (black sea bass), 4167 nucleotides. Its product is annotated as chitin synthase chs-2-like. The transcript is spliced from 20 exons. NCBI's taxonomy places the organism in Eukaryota, Metazoa, Chordata, Actinopteri, Perciformes, Serranidae. The record is from RefSeq and is a predicted model, not a curated record. Gene Ontology annotation, molecular function: chitin synthase activity. Gene Ontology annotation, cellular component: cell periphery; cell septum. Bases 1 to 3897 code for a protein of 1298 amino acids.